Messenger RNA from Hypomesus transpacificus, 3565 nucleotides. RefSeq names its product neurexophilin and PC-esterase domain family, member 3 (gene nxpe3). Lineage: Eukaryota; Metazoa; Chordata; Actinopteri; Osmeriformes; Osmeridae. The coding region runs from base 312 to 2099 and encodes 595 amino acids. The record is from RefSeq and is a predicted model, not a curated record. The transcript is spliced from 6 exons.
UUUAGAUUAGAAUGUUAGCUAAAUAGCGACUGAUAUUCAUCGUUUUGCAAUGUUAGCUGGCCAAGCAUAAUGUAUACAUGUCCACGGAUGGACAUAACAAUGGAAAUAAGACAGUCGUAAUUGUCAGUUAGCAAGAAAGACAAGCUAGCGGGUCUUUUCCCCGUACAUACUACGCUAGACUGUUUACAGUCACAACAGAUCUGUCUGCGUACGGUAUGGUUGAAAAGUUCUCUAGUGUACACAUCUACCUCUGAGACAGCACGGAACAUACCGUAUAGGUCGUGAGAUAUUUAAUUUGAAGGGACCAGUGAAUGUGUGACAUCAUUGUCAUGGUGACGGCUGAAAAUGAGAUGGGGCUGGACCCCGGGAAAGCGCGAGGGAGCAACAUGUGCAGGAGCUUGUCUAAGUAUGCCCCUGUGUUCCUGGUUCUUGCCCUGUCUGGACUCAUCUUUCUGCUUCGCAACAUUCACACUCUAGAGAGGCUCAACUGCCAAACAGUUUCCACCUUCUACAACCUUCAGAACAGCCUCCAAUCAGCCUUCACCCCUGAGGGCCCCUCUUCCCUCUACCGCAACCAGACCUACUGUGCCCAUCUGGGCCAGGAGCCCAGUCCAGAGGAGCUACUGGAGGAGCACUACAUUCUGGACUCCAUCUCCUGGCCAGAGCCCCCUGCCCGCCCCAUCUCCCUGAGCCGGACCAGCGACCCUGCCCACAGCCUCUUUGCCAUCCUGCCAGCAGAAGGUGGUAAAGACUGGCGAGUGGGCGACCAGCUGGAGGCUCUCGUCCAAAUCCAUGACUUCCAGGGUCGUCCCAAACACCACGGUGGAGACUUUCUCCUGGCCAGACUCCACUCCCCGGAGCUGGGUGCCGGGGUAGCGGGACAGGUGCUGGACCACCGGAAUGGGUUCUACUCUGCUCUGUUCCCGUUGCUAUGGGAGGGUACUGCCCGGGUGGAGGUGACGCUGGUCCAUCCCAGCGAGGCCGUGGCUGUUCUCAGGCGCCUGAGAGAGGAACGUCCGGACCGAGUGUUCUUUAAGAGCCUCUUCCGAUCGGGGUUCCUGUCGGAGACCACUGUGUGUAACCUGUGUCUGCCCGCUGGUCAGCAGCCCCUAUGUAACUAUACAGACCUGCGCACCGGGGAGCCCUGGUACUGCUAUAAGCCCAAACUUCUGGGCUGCAACACCAGGAUCAACCACUUCAAGGGAGGCUACCAGAAACAUCUUCUCACCAACAAGGAAGCUCUGCUCUUUCAAAGUGGUGUGAACAUCAAAGUCGCCAUCCAUGCCUCAGGGUCCAACUCAAUCACUGUGCUGCCUGAGGAGAAAGCCGAGGUAGAGAGCAGCAGCGCCCGGUCAGAGUCUGUCCGAGUCCUGCCCUCAGGCUACUACUUCCAGGGGUCGUGGAGGCCGCUGGGCGAAUACACCAUGCGCCAGUUCAACGACUCUUCCGCCAUCACUCAGUGUCUGAAGGGCAAGGUGCUUUACAUGUACGGGGACUCCACUGUUAGACAGUGGUUUGAAUACCUCAACGCCUUUGUGCCAGAGCUUAAAGAGUUCAACCUCCACAGUCCCAAGAACGUCGGGCCCUACCUGGCGGUGGACAGCAUCCACAACAUCAUGCUCCAGUACCGCUGCCACGGGCCCCCCAUCCGCUUCUCCACCGUGGCCUCCAGCGAGAUGCGCUACGUGGCUAACGAGCUGGACGGCCUGCCUGGCGGGCCCGACACCGUGGUAGUGUUCAGCGUGUGGGCACACUUCAGCACGUUCCCCGUGGAGGUCUACAUCCGCCGGCUGAGGCACAUCCGCAGGGCCGUGCUGAGGCUGCUGGACCGGGCCCCGGGGACCAAGGUAGUGGUGCGCUCAGCCAACCUGCAGGCUUUGGACCCAGAGGUCAGCCUGUACAACAGUGACUGGUUCUCCCUGCAGCUGGACGGAGUGCUGAGGGCCAUGUUCAAAGGCCUGGACGUGCUCCUGGUGGACGCCUGGGAGAUGACGGCAGCGCACCACCUGCCCCACGCCCUCCACCCUCCACCGACCAUCGUCAAGAACAUGAUAGACACCAUGCUCACCCACAUCUGCUCCCAGAAGAAAAGGAGUUAACAGACACCGUCAUGGAGGAAGUGAAAGGUGGAUCACGAGAGCGGUGCAAAGUCCGUCCCUUGUCCGAGUGUGCAAACGGGGAGAAAGAGAGAUGGAGGGAUGGUGAAUGAAUGAUAAGUGAUGCAAGGAGUGUGAUCUACUGUUUACAAGCUUAGUAACGUCCUAACACCAAAGCUUAGUGGCACUGUACGUCUGUGAGCAUGUUGCUACAGCUUUGACCCUAAUCAAAACCUGCCUGAGAUGUACCGUGUGGUAGACUGAGAAUUAAUCGUAAAAAAAAACGGUUAAAAUGUUUUUCCAAACCCUCUCAUUUAAGUAAGAAGAAUGAAGGUGCAAUAUAAAUAAAGGAAUGGGACACAAAACAACGAGAAGCUUUACUCAUCAUGUUACCAGAUAACCCUAAAACUGCUUGUACUGUACUAGACUAUCAUGCUAAUUCCAAUUCUGCAUUGCCCUAGACCGGUGGUCUUCAACCCUGGUUCUCAGGGCCCACCGUCCUGUGUUUUAGAUCAGUGGUUCUCAAACCUGUCCUCAAGUACCACCUGUCCUGCAUGUUUUAGAUGUUUCCCUGCUCAAACACACCUGAUUCAAAUCAAUGGGUCGUUAUCAAGGUCUGUAGAAGCCUGAUAACGACCAUUCAUUUGAAUCAGGUGUGUUGGAAGAGGGAAACGUCUAAAACAUACAGGGGUGGACCCUAAGGAUCAGGGUGAAGACCGCUGCCCUAGAGUACACACUGAAUUGUGUAGCCUAGCUGAAGACCAUUGAUACCAAACUGUAACUCUUAAGAAUGAUUGAUAAAAUGCCUGUUUGCCAAAUCCUCUAAGUUUUACAUCCUUAAUUCUCACUAUGAAUGAAUGUUUUGGUCUAAUCCAAGAGAUCCUAUUUUAGUCAAAUAAUUUUACACUUCAAAAAAAAAUCAACAUACUUUAAAAUUCCACAACAUCAUGUGGGAAUCACCAAGCAUCAAAUCACCAAGCAUCAAAUCACCAAGCAUCAAAUCACCAAGCAUCAAAUCACCAAGCAUCAAAUCACCAAGCAUCAAAUCACCAAGCAUCAAAUCACCAAGCAUGACCUAUGUGAUGAUAACCAGUUGUAUUCCAAGAGUGUGUUCUUAUUAAACAAUAUUACAUGUGUUAUGUUUACUAUUGAUGCCUCUUAUCAGUGUUCAACUGCUUUAACAUAUACAUCAACUAAUUUGCUGAAGGUAUCACUUAUGAUAUUUAGAAAUUGUACAAUGUUGGCUCUUUUUUUAAUUUUCUAACCUAACUUUAUGCUGUAGGUUUGUUGUAUAGGUUUGUUGUACCUCGGGGGGUAUGUCCCUGUACUUACUGUACGUCGCUCUGGAUAAGAGCGUCUGCUAAAUGACUAAAUGCAAAUGUAAUGUAAAUGUAAUGACACAUUGACAGCCUAUUGUUGCAAUGGCCAAUGAACACCAAAUUCAUAAAUACAUGAUUCAUUAAUAAAUU